This is a messenger RNA of Drosophila mauritiana, 529 nucleotides long. RefSeq names its product ragulator complex protein LAMTOR2 homolog (gene Lamtor2). The coding region runs from base 76 to 453 and encodes 125 amino acids. Gene Ontology annotation, molecular function: molecular adaptor activity; guanyl-nucleotide exchange factor activity. The record is from RefSeq and is a predicted model, not a curated record. Gene Ontology annotation, biological process: positive regulation of TOR signaling; cellular response to amino acid stimulus. Lineage: Eukaryota; Metazoa; Arthropoda; Insecta; Diptera; Drosophilidae. Gene Ontology annotation, cellular component: Ragulator complex. The transcript has 3 exons.
UGCCAUUCAGAAUGCAGUGUUUGUGAAGGCGUAGUUCUGUUGUUUUUUAUAUUUUUCGCUUUAAUUAUACACAAAAUGUUGAAACCCAAAGCUUUGACGCAGGUCCUCAGCCAGGCGAACACCGGCGGAGUGGAGAACACCCUCCUGCUCAGCCAGGAAGGAGCUCUAUUGGCCUACUCCGGUUAUGGCGAUAAGGAUGCCAGGAUAACGGCGGCCAUAGCCAGCAACAUAUGGGCGGCCUACGAGAAGCACGGACGCAACGCCUUCCGCGAAGGUCGCCUCAAUUUCGUGCUCAUCGAUUGUGAGAACGGUCAUGUGGCCAUCACACAGGUCGCCAGUGUCCUUCUGUGCCUGUACGCCAAGCAAACGGUGGGAUUGGGUCUUCUGAAGCAAAAGGCCAUGUCACUAGCCUCCUAUUUGGAGCGACCGCUAAAGCAGAUCUCGGCUUCAUAAGUAGAAAACAAUGAUGUACCAAGUUCGGAACUGAAUAAGUUAAUAAGUGUAUGCAUUAAAAUUGAAUCAAAUGAAU